UAGUGAUAGCACAAUUCCUUACACUGUUCAAUUGUUCAUCAAAGACCCGAUUUAUCAUUUUGUGAAGUGAACAUUUAUCCGAAAUCAUAGUCUGUAUUCAAUAAAUCAUGAUGGAAAGUAAUAUGGAUAUUGCGCAACAAGUUGAUCAGUCGAAUACGAUGGAAGAAAAUCGGAACCAAUUGAGUCUGUUGAAGUACACGCUGGACUACAUAAUGAAAGUUCCAAAGUUCAAAUGCUUGAAAAACCCACUGCAAUCUGAUGAUGAUCCAAUGGUCAACACAAUUGGCUUGAUCGAAAUUGCUGCAAAAUUAAAAAAAUACAUCACGCUUGAUGAUUUUUUGACCGACAUCCGUUGCUUGGUUCAAAGUUACAGCAUUUAUUAUACAUAUAAAUCUGAUCAAAAAAAAGCCGCUGAUUUGUUGUCCGAACGAUGCAAUCGCGAUGUGCAAAACAUUCAACUGUGUUCCGAUUGCUUCGAAUCUUCUUAUAUUGAUCCCAAACACUACUUCACGCGUGCUUGCGACAAGCCGCAUUUGGUAGUUUUCGCUAAGCUGGAUAAUUACCCACAUUGGCCGGCAAAACUAAAGCAAAUUACUGGUGACAUGGCAACUGUUGAAUUCUUUGGCGACCAUACCCAAGCUGUCGUUCCAGUCUCGUCUUGUAUUUUGUAUUCGAACGAUUUGGCCGAGGAAAGUCAGAGUACAAACAACGUUGAAUUGAAAAUUGCUCAUGAGGAGCUUUUGCUUCACGUCAAACAUCUCAAAGCUAAAUUCGGUACAUUCGUUCCGUCUCAAGCUAUCGCCGAGACUGUCACCGCCGAAAAUAUGAAACAAAAAUUGGUUAACAUGAUUCCAGGUGCUUUCAAAGUAGCCACCCCAGCUACAUGUAAACAAGGUGAAUCGAUAGCUUCAUAUGAACAAAACGAAUCAUCGUCGGCCGCUGCUCCUUCGCCAUCAAUUGGGACCACAAGCAAAACGGCACCCAUGACAGUUGUUCACGAAAUCGGUGGUCGGAAGCGUCAACAAAGUGUUGAUUCGACCAAUAUAGUGUCGAAAAAGAAAAAAAUUCCAAUUGUGUUUGAAGCUGAGCCAAGCGUUAUCGAUGAAGUUCGCGUUGAUGACAAACAAGUUGGCCAAAACAGCGACGAUGACAAGGCGUCAACAGAAACCAACACAGAACCAGACCAACUCCGAAAUCCAAAAUCAACCGAAUCAGCCACACCAGGGACAAGUCAUGUCAACGUACCCGAUAACGAGAUGACUUUAUUACGCCAUAGUUUCGAUGUUGUCUUGGAAUUGGAAGAAUUCCAACUACUCAAAGGUCCAAGAAAAUGGUCGAUUGGUUUGAAUGGCAUCAAUGCAAAAUUUAGCCGCUAUACAAAUGCUGAUGAAUUCUUGGCUGAUAUCAAUGCGUUGAUUAAAAGCUAUGCCGCGAAUUGUGCAUCGAAUCGUGAUGUGAAGAUGGCUAUCUAUUAUUUGUCGGAGCGCUGUCACCGUGAUGUAAAGAGCAUUCGAACUUGUUCGGAAUGUUUUGCCAGUUGGGUUAACGAUCCAGAUGAUUAUUUCACAAAGGUUUGCACGAAGCCUCACCUCAUCGUUUAUGCAAAGGCGGUGCCUUUCCAAUUUUGGCCGGCGAAGCUUAUGUCCAUUAAUGGUCAUGUCGCUAAUGUUGAAUUUUUUGACGAUCACACUCAAGCCGAUGUUCCAGUUGAAAACUGUAUUUUGUAUCCGAAAGAACAUAUUAUUCCGAGAAAAGGAAAUAAACUUUAUGAUGCGUUCAAGGAGAUGGACGACUACAUUAAAAACAUCAAGGAAAAGUACGGUGCCGUCAACCCAAUUAUGCCAAAACAAACACUCGACCCAGAAAAACUCAAGGAGCAUACGAUGCAAAUGUUCCCUGGGGCAUUCAAUUAAUUUUACACCAUACUGAACGACCAGUAUCGAUUCUACUAUCGAAAGGAU
Molecule: messenger RNA, 1961 nt
Organism: Contarinia nasturtii (swede midge)
Lineage: Eukaryota; Metazoa; Arthropoda; Insecta; Diptera; Cecidomyiidae
Exons: 7
Coding region: 108-1913 (601 amino acids)
Molecular function (GO): protein binding
Source: RefSeq, a predicted model, not a curated record